UCAAGAGAUCCAGUGCCACAGAGUCAACCCAUUGUGUGCACAAAGGCACAUCCUACUACCGAAACUGUUCAUGGAAAUCAGUCUUGUGUGUGAGAAGGGCUGAGUGCAAACUUUAUACGUGCCUAAGGAAGGCUCUUUGGAAUAGGCCCUCUGGCCCCGCGACUGAAGGUGUGGGCGAGAGUGUAGAGGGAUUUCCUGUAAUGCGUCAUUCAAAUCAAAGGACCCACCCUAGCUACAGAUUAUUAUUCAGUUUGAGUUUGCGAAGGCUUUUAUGUUGUUUCCUAUACCAUCGCCAGCAGACAGUACUUGGCGCAGACAUGGUGUUGCAUAGUUUUGUAUGUUUUUUUUUUUUAAAGUUUAACUGCUUUGAGAAGGCACUACGUUUUUGGCUACAUUUUUGUUUAGGAUAUGGAGAGAUUGGAGAGGAAAGAACCUCUUGCAGGUGUGAGAGUGAGUAGUGAAUGUUUGUCUUUGUGUUGUGUUUAAACCAGGAACAGGAGGAGUGAUUGGGGCAUCUUCAGAUGUUGAGGAGAGUCUACUUCUGUCUUUCCCACCUUUGGAGAAUUGGGCUCUGAGAUGAGUCUAUUAAAAGGAGACAUAGUGCAAUAGGGUUGCUAGGAUCCUAAGGCAGACAGCCACCUCAGUAGGAAGACAGUGCGGAAGAAAUGAGUAACUUAUGAAACGGGAUGAAAUUAAAAUUUACAUCUCCCUCUUUGGGACCCUGAUGAGAGAUGUAUGGUCACUGCUAGAAGAUGCAGGAUUUCACACAGACUAUGACUAAUAAUUCUAAUGAGUGCACCAUUAAUCACAGCAUACACCAGACUUUAUCCCCCACUAUAUACAUACUUGUCUUUGUAGUAGGUCUCCCAGCUAACUGCCUCUCGCUGUACUAUGGGUACCUACAGAUCAGGGCCAAAAACGAACUGGGGAUCUAUCUGUGCAAUUUGACUAUAGCAGACUUGUUCUACAUCUUCUCUUUGCCUUUCUGGCUCCAGUACGUUUUGCAGCAUGACAACUGGACCUACGACGAAAAUCUGUGCAAAAUCUGUGGCAUACUCCUGUAUGAGAACAUCUACAUCAGUGUGGGCUUCCUCUGCUGCAUCUCCAUUGACCGCUAUCUAGCAGUGGUACAUCCUUUUCGUUUCUAUCAGUUUCGGACAAUAAAGGCUGCUGUGGUAGUGAGCAUCAUAAUCUGGGGCAAGGAAAUUCUGAUGAGCUGGUUUGUCUUUAAGCAUGCUGAUAUUACUAAGGAUGCAGACAGUCAUAUGAUAUGCUUUGAACAUUAUCCCAUCAAAGAUUGGGAGCACAAUACCAAUUACUACCGCUUCUUUGCUGGUUUCCUUUUCCCCUUCUUCCUACUGCUCUUUUCUUACUGUGGCAUUUUACGAGUUGUCCGCAAGAGCCAUGGUACUCAAAAGAAGACAAAAAUCCAAAUUAAACGUCUGGUUUCAAGCACAGUUCUCAUUUUCUUGGUUUGCUUUGGACCAUACCACAUCCUGUUGGUAAUUCGCAGCUUAUUUGAGAACAACUGCAAGUUUGCAGAGAAAAUCUUUAAUAUUUACCACUUUUCUCUCUUGUUGACUAGUUUUAACUGUGUUGCUGACCCAGUAUUGUACUGCUUUUCCAAUGAGACCACCUACCAGAAUUUUGUCAAAAUGAGAGACUCUGGUUUAACAUGCCUAAGAUGUUUAAGGACUAAACCCCAGGUAUCCUACCAGCUGAAAACUCCAGAAACCCUCAGAAAAAGCAACAGUGUACCAGCAGUUGAAGAGCCAGAGUUAUUAAACAAACUACAUACUGUUAAUGAAAUGAAAGAUUCUUCCAUCGCCAGUAUAGACAGACUUUAGCACCCAUUAGAAAGGUAGACUGAUCUAAAGUUUCCAGGUCUAAGUUUGGGCUUCAGUCUUUGGUUUAUAAAUGUAUUGCAACUGCUUUACAUUCUAAAGAGCUUAAUAACUCAUCAGUACUGUAAGCAGAGCUGAGUUGAUACUCUUUCCACAGGGGGAAUUCCUUAGUUCCCUUGAGUAACCUGGGUCUUGACAUAGGGCAGGGAAAAUAUACACCAGGUCAGUUUAGCUCAGGUCACAUGUAUAUAUUACUGACUCAGUAUAGCGCUAGUCAUGGGGAAACUGCUUUUCUGAUGACUGGACUGGCUGAAAUAAGAUGUUAGUGGUGUGAAUUUUCCAUAAUGGUCUUUAAUUGUUGAUUGUUUGUCCAUGUAUUGACUAUAUGAGAAAGCUGUCAAACUCUGCGAUCACCUUGCUGAAAAGGUGGAAGAUGGAACAAAUUAUGUAAAAUGAAGUGAUAAACAUUUCCCAAAAGAACAUUUUUUUGUGUAUGUGUAUGAUUUCUGUAACUUUGUCCCAAUCAUCCUCACGCCAUGCAACAACCAGUGAGCAGGGAAUGCAAAGACACAGCCAAACUAAAAAAGCAAAGAAACAAGCCAACAAAAUCAUGAGGGAUAUAUUAGAAGAGAAUUCACAAUGAAGCUUUUUUCCAUAACUGAUAGUUUAGUUAAUGUCUGUUGGGUCUUGAGCCACUGCUCUUUGGGCUUGGUCCAGUGCCACUGAUUCUCACUGACUUCAGUGGACACUCGAUCUGGAACUUAGUAGGCAAUUUAUUUAUUCCAUGGACUUCAAAGGAAGCAUUAGUUUGGGGGCACAGAUAGAGUUGACACCACAUGCCAGUGCACUGAUUCACAGUAUUUGAGGAUACACAUUCAUUUAAAUCCAUACUCCGCUAACCAGUUUAAAAUUUGAAUUGUUGUGUUUUUCCAUGUUUCUGGUGUUUUG
Trachemys scripta elegans is the source of this 2792-nucleotide messenger RNA. It is a transcript of the gene GPR68, whose product is annotated as G protein-coupled receptor 68. Gene Ontology annotation, biological process: cellular response to pH; G protein-coupled receptor signaling pathway. Gene Ontology annotation, cellular component: membrane. The transcript has 2 exons. The coding region runs from base 753 to 1847 and encodes 364 amino acids. Gene Ontology annotation, molecular function: G protein-coupled receptor activity. Lineage: Eukaryota; Metazoa; Chordata; Testudines; Emydidae. The record is from RefSeq and is a predicted model, not a curated record.